Molecule: messenger RNA, 5451 nt
Organism: Mirounga angustirostris (Northern elephant seal)
Lineage: Eukaryota; Metazoa; Chordata; Mammalia; Carnivora; Phocidae
Gene: IL16
Product: interleukin 16
Exons: 14
Coding region: 464-3835 (1123 amino acids)
Biological process (GO): induction of positive chemotaxis; leukocyte chemotaxis
Molecular function (GO): cytokine activity; CD4 receptor binding
Source: RefSeq, a predicted model, not a curated record
GAGCAGAGUCUAACGCUGGGGAUGAUCUAAACAGUUUAGCACAUUUUCCAUACAUUCGACCUCAGAGAGGGUUGUGUUCAGUCCGCUCCCAACAGAGUCUGAGUCCAAAGGAAAGUUUGAGGUUUUACAUUUCUGUUUGUGGUACAGGAAAAGGCUUAUGAUCUGAGGGCUUGAUUCAGUGAAAUAACAUCGCUUUCAUGCGCAUUUGCUUCGCAAGAGGGGCAGGGGUUGGAAGUAACCGUUGUGAGACUUUAAAGAUUUGCUGGCAGAGGGAAAGGGAUUUUUUUCCUUCCUCCCUGCUGGGGGAAAAACAGUUCUAACGAGGAGCUAGCUACUUCGUAGUUUUAACUUAUACUCAAAUAUUCCCCGCCCAGAAGCUGCCAGUGAUCCCCGGGACUUCUUUAUCCGGCUGGGGCUCCGAGGGGCUUUUCGUGGCUCAGCCCCAUCCUCAAAGCCUCACGGCAUGAGUUUGCAGAAGAGAAUCUUUCCUCGGAGGGAGAAUGGGACCCACGAGGUGGUGGCCAAGCCCAGUCCGGUCACCACCCGCCACUCAAGGGCCACAGAUCAGGAGAAGAAGAAGGGCAGCCUUACUUCCUCUCUGAGGAUGGACCCGCACAGCCGUUCUGGAAAGAGCAGAAAAUCUACAAAACUCCGGUCCAUCUCCCGGUCCCUGAUGCUCUGUAAUGCAAAGACCAGUGAUGACAGCUCAAGCCCCGAUGAGAAAUACCCCGAUCCCUUUGAGGUUUCCCUGGGCCAGGGCAAGGAGGGGAUUUUCCACUCGUCUGUGCAGUUGGCGGAUACGUCGGAGGCUGGGCCCAGCAGCAUUCCUGAUCUAGCGUUGGCCUCUGAGGCGGCUCACCUCCAAGCAACUGCAAGUGAUCGAGGCAAGAGCUGUAGGAGGCUAUUCUUCAUGAAGGAAGCUUCCACAACUUCUUCCCGAGAAAAGUCUGGAAAAGUAGAAGUGCAAAGUAGUACUUUCCUGCUUCCCAAAGCCUGUCAUCAAAGGACACGCAGCAAUUCAACCAGUGUUAAUCCCUGCUGCACCGGAGACACCGAUUUCCCGAUGAUCAAGAAAUCCGCAGCUUGCACAGACCGGCAGCCCUACUCCCUCUGCAGCAGCCGGAAGUCUCUCUCUCAACAGCUCGACUGUCCAGCGGGAAGGGCUGCCGGCACCUCAAGACCCGCACAGUCCCUCAGCGCAGCUCAGCUCACGCAGCCCUCGGGAGGCCUCCAGGCUUCCGUCAUUUCCAACGUCGUGCUGAUGAAGGGCCAGGCCAAGGGCCUGGGCUUCAGCAUCGUUGGGGGAAAGGACAGCAUUUAUGGCCCCAUCGGAAUUUACGUCAAAACUAUCUUUGCGGGGGGAGCAGCGGCAGCCGACGGAAGGCUGCAGGAAGGGGAUGAAAUUCUGGAACUCAACGGUGAAUCGAUGGCUGGACUCACACAUCAGGAUGCUUUGCAGAAGUUCAAGCAAGCCAAAAAAGGGCUCCUGACCCUCACGGUGAGAACCCGCCUGACGGCGCCCCACUCCCUGAGCAGCCACCUGUCUGCCCCGCUGAGCCGCUCCCUGAGCUCCAGCACCUGCAUGACCAAAGACUGCAGCUCCUUCGGCCCGGGAAGCCCCGCGCCCCCCUCCGGCGCGGCCAAGCCCAACUACAGGGUCAUGGUGGAGGUCUCCCUGCAGAAAGAGGCUGGCGUGGGUCUGGGGAUCGGCCUGUGCAGCGUGCCCGACUUCCAGUGCAUCUCCGGCAUCUUCGUCCACACGCUGUCUCCCGGAUCUGUGGCACAUUUGGAUGGUCGGCUCCGGUUCGGUGACGAGAUCGUGGAAAUCAAUGAUUCCCCCGUGCGCUGCAUGACACUCAACGAAGUCUACGCGAUCCUGAGUCACUGCAGUCCCGGGCCGGUCCCCAUCAUGGUCAGUCGUCAUCCAGAUCCACAGGUGUCUGAACUGCAACUCAAAGAAGCUGUGGCUCAGGCUGUGGAGAACAUCAAGUUUGGAAAGGAGAAGCAUCAGUGGAGUCUGGAAGGGAAGGGAGACGGUGUCAAAAGGUUGGAGAGUAGCUGGCAUGGGCGGCCGACCUUGGAGAAGGAGAGAGAGAAGAACUCAGCACCCCCGCAUCGCAGGGCUCAGAAGGUCAUGAUCCGCUCCAGCAGCGACAGCAGCUACAUGUCCGCGUCCCCCGGGGGGAGUCCCGGUAGCGGCUGCAGGCAGCAGUCUUCUGACCUGGAAGUCCCCACCCACAGCCCCAGCCUGUCCCUGGGGCAGGAGCAGGGGACGCUUCCCACGGCUCCUUCCGGGCUGCCCCAGGAGAGCCCACCCCUCCCUGGGACGCAGGACAGCCACCCGCCCCUGAAGCUGAAGAAAUCCUUCGAGAUUUUGGUGAGAAAGCCCACAGCCUCCAAGCCCAAGCCUCCGCCCAGAAAAUACUUUAAAAGUGACAGUGACCCUCAGAAGAGUCUGGAAGAGAGAGAGGACCCCCUAUGCCCUUCUGGGCACACCUCACCCACGUGGGGCCAGGAAGCCGGAGAGCAGCUGCCACCAUCACCGCUGCUGCAGGAAGACUCAGCAGGGAGAGCCCCCCGCGCCCUUACCUGCUCCCCGGGGCCUGCGGUGGGCCCGCCGACGCCACCCUGCUCGGAGGCCGAGCCCGGGAGGAGAGGAGGCAGCCCAGGUAGGCUUUCAGCUCGGGCUUCCCGAAGGCAGGAAGGAAGGACCUUCUGGGUCAAGGUCCAGGAACGAGGGAUUCAAACAUCCCCAGCCAAACACCCCCUCCUUAAGAGGCAGGCUCGGAUGGACUGUAGCCUUGAUAUCACCACCGAAGACCCCUGGGUUAGAAUUUCUGACUGCAUCAAAAACCUGUUUAGCCCCAUCAUGAGCGAGAACCACGGCCACCUGCCUCUGCCACCCAGCGUCAGUCUGGGUGAAGAAGACGGGGUGCGGGGCCCCCCAGACGGGACGCCGCCCAAGCCGGAUGCCACGGGCGGUGCUCCCAAAGCUCACAAGUCGGUGGACAGUGGCACCGUGAAGAAGGGUCCCCCCGUGGCCCCCAAGCCAGCCUGGUUUCGCCAAAGCUUGAAAAGUUUGAGGACGCGUGCCCUGGAGCCGAGGCGGCCGCCUGACGCGGCCUCCCCGGCCCAGUCGAUCCCCGCGCCCCGGGAGCGCCCGGGGCCACCCACUCGGACCUUCUCCUCCUCCAUCCAACAGAGGAUCAGCUCCUUUGAGACCUUCGGCUCCUCACAGCUGCCCAACAGAGGAGCGCAGAGACUGAGCCUGCAGGCCUCCUGGGGGGAAGCAGCACAGACUCCUGGGGAACAAGCGGGAGGACAGGUCGCUGGCCUCUCGGGCCGAGGGGCCGCCCCCACCGUCCAGCCGCAACCAGCGGAGGAAGAGCACCUGCCGCGGGGCUCGCCCACCUCCUCCGAGACCGGUGAGCCGAGUGUGUCGGGGUCGCCUCUGCCAGGACAGCAGUCCAGCCAGAAAAGCCCCCUCCCUGACCCCGACCCUCUCUCGAGGCUGUUGUCCUCACGGACUGAGGAGCCCCGAGGCCCUGUUGUCAAGAUGCCGGGUCAGCGGGCGCGGAGCUUCCCCCUGUCCAGGACCCAGUCCUGGGAGACGAAGCUGCUGGAUGAGAAGACCAGCAAGCUCUACUCCAUCAGCAGCCAAGUGUCGUCGGCGGUCAUGAAGUCCCUGCUGUGCCUUCCGUCUUCCGUCUCCUGGGGCCAGACUCCCUGCAGCCCCAAGGAAGGGGGUUCUCCCCCGUCGUUGGCCGGGGAUGCCCCAGCUGUGAACAGUUCUGCGGAAGCUCCUGCCUCGGACACAGGCUUCUCACUCAAGUGAGUGUGCCCAGGAUCUCCUCCAGCUUCCUGUCUUCCUGUUCUUUCUCGUCUUUCUUUCAUAACCGUGCAUAACUUUAUUUAAAACAACGUCUCGGGUACCCUAAGGGAUUGUUCUACCUGUUCUUUCCUGGGCGUGGGCGUGUGCAUUACACCCUCCGUAUGAAGGAGGAGUUUCACAACCCCUGGUCUGGGGGUGGGGAGGCGCUGGUGGUCCCUGGUGCGUGGCCCAUGGAGGUUUGGAAAGCGAAUGCACAUCAGACGUGUCCCACUCCUGCUCAGGAAGUUCAGACUGGAGCCGGCAGAGGAUGACCCUCUCCCCUCCUCACCCCCUGAAGGAAUCCACACAUACUCUGUACGUGGCUUCCGGCCCCUGGACUGGGCGUCAGGAUGUCUGGGACCCAGUCCUAGCUCUGGCGCUGACUCCCUGGCCACGAGCGGGCUCCUCACGCUCAGUUUGCCCUUCCGCUGAGAUUAGGAGGUGCGCAGGACCUGCUCCCUGGGGUGAGGGGAGCUCCAGUUCCCCGGGGCUCCCACUGUGGGAUGAGAUCCUGCCUUGAAUUGGAACAACUCUGCAUUUACCAGCUUUACUUCUUAUUCUUAGACUGCUGAGAAAGGUUUGAGACCCAUUGACCCUGAUGUUUCAUGUUCCAGCCCCAGCAGACAGCCUGGGAGGGAACAGGAUUGAGCCUGGAACACACAUCUAGAGCAGGGUCUCAAGAGCCAGACCGACCCCAUGGGUAGCUCCCGGGAGCCGGGCAGAUGUAGAGACGCCCCAUAAAGUUGAGGUUUCCCAGGAGCUGGCUCUCUCUGGCUGAGAAGCUACUCUCCAGUUGGAACUGGGAGGCUCACCAUCAGAAUGUACUCUGCCGCGGAAUCUCUUCACCUGCUGGCAGUAAAUGUCUGCCCAUCAGAGGGAGGAAAAAUGUCUUCCCAUUGAAACCACAGUUUCCUGCAAAGAAUGAGGCGUAGCUGAAAAAAAGCUGGCUACAGGUAUCAAAACACGUUCCAGAGGAAAAGGAAGGCCAGUUGCUGGGUGCAUGGGCACUAUUUGUGGUUAUUAGGUGCUAAUAAUGGGGGGGAUACGCAGGUACUGAGGGCAGGCGUGAAGGAGCGCAGAGGUGAGUGUGUGCGAGGUGCCAUGGCCAUGAUCCGACUGCGGUGUUGGGGCCAACUGUCCAAAGCAUCCGCUGUACCCUGGGGUGAGGUGCUGACAUUUGGAAACCCUGACCGGGAGUCCGACACACCAUGAUCUGUGAUUGUGAAUCCCGGAUCUGGGCAUUUCACAGCCGUGUGAGCACAGACAAGGGUUCACCCUCCGUAAGCCUCAAUGUCCUGAUGGCUUCGGUGGAGGGAUGCUGGCAUCUACUCAGAUUUGUUACAUCGUAUUACAGAAUGCAUGUCGGUGCCCAGCCCCAUGCCUGGAACAGAGUGAUUACACAAUGAUCGUGAGCUCUUACUAAUAUUCUGAUUCGUACCGUGUGCUGUUUCUCUAUGAAAGCCUUUCAGAGCUGAGAGAGUACACAGAGGGGCUCGGGGAGCCCACGGAAGCUGACAGCUGGGACCACAGCUCCCCUCAGUCUGGCCAAUUGGUCAUCUCCCUGCUGAGCUCUGAGGAAU